Messenger RNA from Akanthomyces muscarius, 3048 nucleotides. RefSeq lists its product as uncharacterized. The record is from RefSeq and is a predicted model, not a curated record. Lineage: Eukaryota; Fungi; Ascomycota; Sordariomycetes; Hypocreales; Cordycipitaceae. The coding region runs from base 1 to 3048 and encodes 1015 amino acids. The transcript has 7 exons. Gene Ontology annotation, cellular component: cytoplasm; nuclear membrane. Gene Ontology annotation, biological process: protein import into nucleus.
AUGGCUUCGCAAGAGGUGCUUGCUCUCGGAAGAGUCGAACAGCUAAUAAUAUCUCUGUACCAACCCAAUCCGCCGGAGGUGAUUGCAAGCACCCAGGCGGCGCUGGCCAGGAUACAGAGUUUACCACAGGCAUGGCCGCUGUCGAAACAGCUGCUUGGUCGUCCAGACGAGAAAGUUCAAUUUUUUGGAGUGCUCACAAUCAUUAUCAAGCUCAACACUGAAAGCACACCAAUCGCAAACGAAGAAGCGACAGAGCUACUGCUGUGUCUCAUAGGAUGGUACGUGGACCUCACAGCCAAAGACGGAAGUCGACUUGUCACGAGGAAGCUUGUUUCGGCCUUAUCAACCUUUUUCCUCCACUAUCACACAAUAUGGCCGCGCUUCCUCGACCACAUCGGAGUAUGCCUAGCAAACAACCAGGCAUGGCGUCCUGAAGCCGUCCAGCCCACUCUACAAAUGGAAAAUAUACUAGAUAUGCUAGGGCCGAGGCAAGUGCAAGCACUUCUGUGGGUAGCUACACACGUUGUAGAAGACGUGACGCGGCUAGAUCCGAAUUCUGUGAAGAACGCGACAUCAUAUAAAGCAACGCUGGACAGUACAGCAAGCUUCAUGACGGUGCUGGCAAGAUGCUUUCACAGCAAGGGCGUCCCUGCACCCAUCCUCGAAGACGCAAUAAAAUGUCUGCAGUCAUGGGUAAUCUUUACGCAAAAGGCGCCGACUCACGAAAACAACGUUAUCAGUUCAGUGAAACCCUUACUUGGGAGUGUCAUUGAGCUCCUGGCUGUUGAUGCCGUGUAUGAUGCGUCAGCAGAACUUCUCAUCGAAGCCCUGUCCAACAAUCCAUCACUAUUUACGCCUGAUCACCACAGUCUUUUCGACAUGUUGUUCAAAAGUCCAUGGGCUGACGGGUUCUACCAGCGGAUUGCAGAUGGAGACUUUGCUUUCGAUUCUAUCCAAUUUUCCCAGCUGCUCCUGGCAUUUGCCGAAACAAGAAUGUCACUGCUCGUGCAAAACUGCCACGCAGAUAGCUCCGAGAUAUUGUCCCAUCUAUGCGAUCUUAUCAUUGCCCAGGGUUAUCCCGUUGUAGAUGAUAGGAUCUUCGUCCCAGUCGUCGAAUUUUGGUCCUCGUUCGCAGAGAUGAUACCAGAUCACCUAUCGGUAGACCCCAGCGAAGAACAGCCGUGGAAAGUCCAUGCCUAUGCAUUACUAUUGAAGGCAUGCUCCAAUGCAUGGCAAAAAAUCACAUAUCCUCCAAGCACAGAGGUAGCAGACUGGGAUUCAAACGACAGAGCAGGCUUUGCUGACUCACGGAAAGACGUGAUUGACCUUUUGCAAUCUGUUUAUGCCCUGAUAGGCCCACAGCUGCUAGGAACGUUUGCUGAAACUGUGAUAUCGUCAUUAAAAGAGUCUGCAUGGCUGCGACUUGAGGCAGCCGUGUAUUGCCUUGGCGGCCUCGCCGAUUGCUGCCAAGAUGAUGAUCGCUGCGACGGCUUCCUGGCCUCGGUCUUUCACUCACAGCUAUUCACAAUUCUCCGAGAUGGACGCGCCUCAGUACCGACACGAACUCAACAAACAUGUCUUCAGUUAAUCGAACUAUACACCGAAUACUUUGAACGAAACCCAAUACUGCUGCCGCCAGCGCUUGAGCUGUUAUUCUCUACACUAGGAGAUACAGCAAUGGCGCCUGCGGCGUCGAAAUCAAUCCUGAGGCUGUGUUCCUCCUGUAGAGCCCACUUGCAUACCGAAAUCGAUGCUUUUCUGACAGAAUACGCGAGGGUUGUUACUGAGCAGCAGCUGGACUGUGCGACCAGUGAGAGAACCAUUGGAGCAAUGUCUUCGGUUGCCCAAGCUAUUCCCAAUACAGCGGAGCGAUACCUCAGAUACGGACGAAUUUUGGAGUUUAUUGAAGUGGAAUUGCAGAGAUGCCAGCGACUUGCGGGCGCGCAGGAAAGAACCGAUAUGGAACUGCCUCAUCUGGCUUGCUCAGAUACCUUACCGGAAGAGAGCCCUAGUCUUCACAUGGCACUCAAGGUGCUGAGGUGUCUUGUCGGUAUGGGAAAAGGUGUUCAAGCCCCCGCCGAGAGCGCAAUUGAUCUCGAACAUGAAAAGCAAGCCGGCGUGGCCCAGGAUGGUGCUCUACCGGAAAUCCAAAGGCGGAUUGUUGCCGUCAUCGUGGAGAUUCAAAAAAUGUUCCCGACUAGCAGCGAAGUUACAGAGCAAAUUUGCAAUGUACUGCGAACCGGUUUCUCCGAAACCGAGCCAGGUCCUUUUGUCCUCCCGCCCUCCGAAGUUGCUCAAUACCUGACCUCACACUCGCUUGCUACGCCACGAGUAGGGCUUUUCAUAAGCACUGCAUGUUCAUUUACCAGCUCACUCCGUGGAAAAGACAACCAGCAAAACGUUUUCUUCACAGUAAUGGGCUGGGUUAUUGGGAUUCUGAGGCAAUUUCCCUACGACAGCAACAGAAAUGCGAAUACAGGGGCAUCGGCGCAAAUUGACAUCUCGGCCGAGCCAGAGGUUGCGCAGAAUGCUAUAGAGAUUUCUAGCCGAAUACUGACAAAGGACCCGUCUAUCAUUCUUCACAUCCAACCUGCAGAAGUGGCAGAGUUCUUUUUUCUGUUUGCGUUACAGGCUUUAGACGGACCUGAGCCUCUGCCCAAGGCAGCGGCCGCAGAGUUUUGGGCAGCAUUCGUCAACGUGAGAAGCAGCGACGAAAGCUUUCAAAACGCCUUGUCUGGUGCUAUGAACACACUUGGCCCUCUCCUCUGCCAAAGUCUCGCAAGGAACUUCGGGGGUAAUGCUUCUCGAAGUGAGCUGGAUAAACUCAGCGAGCCUCUGAAGAAGCUGAUCAAUAGGCACCCGAGAGCAAAGGAAUGGCUCGAAGCUGGCUUACACCACCCUACAUUUCCAAGCAACAAAGUUUCGCAGACUGAGAAAUCAAUGUUUGUCAAGAAAGUGGCGAGUCUCCGCGGCGCUCGUGCCACCAACCAAGUAGUUCGCGACUUUUGGCUUGCGGCGAGAGGAUCGAACUUUUCAUACGCAGCAUGA